UUGCUCCUGCCCCGCGUUUGGUAUAUGGUGGUUACGUAACAGUUUAGGUUACGUAUAACACUGCGCAUGCGUGUCAGGAGAUCCUUGAUUGGCCACAGGCUGCUUUUGUUCUGCAAGCACAUAUAAGCUCCACCUGGAAAGCCCUAGGGUGCGUUGUUGAGGCUGCACAUAUAAGCUCCACCUGGAAAGCCCUAGGGUGUGUUGUUGAGGCUGCGUCCUGGCUGCAUUGGCUCCGUUCGCCGGGUCAACCAGGAGAGGAUGCGGUGUGUCUGUUGCUGUGGCCGCUGCGCCAGGCAGGAGAGAAUAAAAUGUCUGUACCCCUAUGGCUCCUGUCUCUUCCAGCUUCCCCACUCACGCCUCGCCCAGCUGGGGUUCAGCGAAGCGUGUGAAGAGUGAGACAAAAUGAAACCCCUCCUUUGUAGACAGUGCUUGGCCUGCCUCUUCUGUGUACUGUACUGUGCUGACCACGUAGGCGUCUUAAGUGACUCUCUGUCCGAGGGUAUUAUGAGCAGGUCUAGUGGCCUUGAAGAAAGGAUAGUUCUGCAGUCGUCAGCACGUGCUGCUUAGGUGCGGCAGGCGUCUGUCUAAGAAGGAUAUUUUUUAUUAGAUGGAAUCAGUGACAAACAAUACACAGAGCCAGACCGGACGACACAUGAGGAAAGAGCGGGAGGAGACCUUUUGCCUUUUCUGUGGCUGAGAAGAACAACGGGGUCGAGAAACAUCCCAGGAAGAACUGGCCCAAGAUUUUAAGUGGAAUGCUAGUUGAAGAGAGCAAUCACCUCACAGACUUGUACCGAAGAGAUGAGACCAUCCGGGUGACAGGACACGGCCACGUGCAGAGUCCCCGCUUCCCAAACAGCUACCCUCGCAACCUGCUUCUGACCUGGCGGCUCCACUCCCAGGAGAAAACAAGGAUACAGCUAGCCUUUGACAAUCAGUUUGGAUUAGAGGAAGCGGAAAAUGAUAUCUGUAGGUAUGAUUUUGUAGAAGUUGAAGACAUAUCUGAAACCAGUACUGUUAUUAGAGGACGAUGGUGUGGACACAAGGAAGUUCCUCCAAGGAUAACAUCAAGAACAAACCAGAUUAAAAUAACGUUCAAGUCUGAUGACUACUUUGUGGCUAAACCUGGAUUCAAGAUUUAUUAUUCUUUUGUGGAAGAUUUCCAACCUGCAGCAGCCUCAGAGACCAACUGGGAGUCAGUCACAAGCUCUAUCUCAGGGGUAUCCUAUCACUCUCCAUCAGUAACGGACCCCACUCUCACUGCGGAUGCUCUGGACAAAACGAUUGCAGAAUUUGAUACUGUGGAAGAGCUGCUCAAGCACUUCAAUCCAGAAUCAUGGCAAGAAGAUCUUGAGAAUCUGUAUUUGGAUACCCCUCAUCAUCGAGGCAGAUCAUAUCAUGACAGGAAGUCAAAAGUUGACCUGGACAGGCUCAAUGACGAUGUCAAGCGUUACAGUUGCACUCCCAGGAAUUACUCCGUCAACUUGAGAGAAGAGCUGAAGCUUACCAAUGUGGUCUUCUUUCCACGCUGCCUCCUUGUGCAGCGUUGCGGAGGAAACUGUGGCUGUGGAACUGUCAACUGGAAGUCCUGUACGUGCAAUUCAGGGAAAACUGUGAAAAAGUAUCACGAGGUGUUAAAGUUUGAACCUGGCCAUUUCAAGAGGAGGGGCAGAGCGAAGCACAUGGCUCUCGUUGACAUCCAGUUGGAUCACCAUGAGCGGUGCGACUGUAUCUGCAGCUCAAGACCACCUCGAUAAGAGAAUGUGCAUGUACUUUCAUUAAACACGAAAGAACCUUUAUUUUGAGAAGGGUGUGGUAAGAGACCCCUUUCCCACCAGCAACCGAACUUACUAUUAGCCUGCAAAGCAAUGAAUACAAGUGGUUGCUGACUUUCAACCUAGCUUUGUUAGUGCCAUGACAAGUAGAAAGGUGCAUCAUCAACCUCUAUAUCCAAGAAUAUAGGAUUGCAUUUAAUAAUAGUGUCUGAGGAUAUAUAUAUAUAUAUAUAUAUAUAUAUAUAUAUAUCAUCUCCAUGUCUCUGUGUAAAUAGACCAAAUGGUUUACUAAGUAUAUAUAACCAGGUACACCAGUGCUUACAUAUGGUUUAAUUACUUAGACUCUUAAAAUCUGACAAAAUAAGGGACAUAGUAAAUACAUUAAACAUGUCUUUGGAAGAUUUGGAAGAUUAGUUUGUUUAUUUUUAAGUUUUGAAUCACAAAACAAUUUUGGAUCUUGCUCUUUUAAAGAAAGCACCUUUUAUAUUAAAAAUCAAAUAAAUGAGCAUUUCUUGUGCAUACAUCUUAAUUAUAAAAAGAGGGAAAUAUGGUUUCUGGGAAAAGAUACAUUCCUAGCCGUUUUUCUCAUGAGAUGUACUACAUACUUAGCUAUAUAGACAAUAGUUACCUGUCUCCAAAAGCAUGUCGUCAUAAUAUAGGUGCUUUAGAAAUAAAGCCCUUAAGUCUUCUCUUAGUGUAUCUUGCCAAGGCAUGCAAACUCAUUAACACCUGUCUUCAAAAAAUUCUCACAAGGUUUAUUAAUAUUAUCCUAUGAGAGAUAAUGUAUAAGCUGAAGCAGAAUUUUGAAUUGUUUCUUCUCAAAACCUCUCCACAAAAGUAACUCCUUUGGAGAAUGUCAUGGGGACUCUGUAUGAGCCUUUCAAAAUAAUGCUCACUGGAAAGUUUGAGCAGUUGAAAGUAAAAAAAUGUGAGCAUUGAAAUAUUAACAUAACUGGGAGUGGGAUGGAAUAUUUGAUUGGAAUCCAUAUUUAAUAAUGACUCAUACUCUCCGAAUUAUGCCAAUUAAUUUUAUGUAUCUUGCUUUUGUGUUCCUAUCUCCUCCAUAUCUCUUCCUAUCUCUUUCAUAUAUAUAUCUUUUUAUGAGUCAUUAUUAAAUGAGACAAUGUAUAUAUAUAUACAAUGGCAUUUAUAAUGCCAUUUUAAGCCAUCAUGGAUUACUUAUAGCCCAGAAGCUUUUGUGCAUUAAAACAACCCAAUUUCAUUGAUGUAAAUUCCUAAGUGCGUACUCACUGUUCAAUUCAGUUGAAUUCCUGUUUCUGAACUAAGUGAAAGGAGACCUGGGGUCUCUGGUUCUUCCAGAUCUAUGGCACUUGUUCUAAGAAGCCUCACUGCAAAUUGUGAGAGCACACGUUUGGCCCUGCUCUACCCUGGGAAAUGGUUUUUGCGUUGGUAGCUAUUAUUGGUGCUUAGAGUAGUUUUUCCGCCUUGGCUCCUUAAUGCCUGUUAAGGCCUCAGGGACUGCCUGCAAGCUUAGGAAGUGACUCAUCAUUCUCCAAAGCAAGACUCUAAGAGAGCAAUACUAAAAUCAAGAUAGCUCUGGAGCCACUCAGAGAAAAGGACAUUUUUCUUCUCACCUUGAAAUAAAAAAGGAGAGCUAGUUUCUUCCCUGAGUCCAGGGCCCUACUGAACACAGCCAAGUCAAAUGAGGGAUGUGUGACUGGGGCUCAUUAAGUCCCAGUGUCAGAUGAACAGCCUAUAUAUAUUUGGAUUUCUGAGCAUGAUGCUUUCAGGACCAAGUUCUCAAGUAUCUUUAGGAGCUCAUUUCUGUUCAUCUCUUUGAAAGAUGCUUAUUGAAGAUAUUUCAAUGCUUAUUGAAGAUAUUCCUUCAAAACUUCCCUGAAAGUGUCCCGUGUUUUUACCUCAAAGGAUGACUGGUAAAAAGAGAUGCUCUAUUGUUAAGUUGUCCAAAAUCCAGAGCGCAGCCAGAAAGAACACAGCCAGACCCUCUAAUAAUCAGAAACCGCUCUUCCCCUACAAGCCUCUUGAAAGCUUCCUGUGAAAACAUAGGAUUCUUGGACCAAAACCAAAAUUUGAGUUAUAUCACUCUAACUUGUUCAACUGUUAAGUAUGAAAAAUUAGAGUGUUCUACCCAAUUUUCAAUAAACCUUCCAGGCUGCAAUAACCAGGAUGGUUUUCAGUUAAAGCCCUAUCUCAACUUUUUAUUUAUUAGCUGCCAUGUAAGCAUGUAUUCUCACUCACUUUUUUUUUUUUUCUUUCCUGAGUGUUUUAUUAAAACUUCUCCCUUGGUUAUCUGUUAUCUAUUGCACUUCCAACAUGUAGCCAAUAAAUCUGUUUCAUUGCCAUCAAAGGAAUAAAAAGCUCACCGUACAAAUUACAUUUCAAAACAAAUCCUAAUAAAUCCUCAUUUCUGCAUGGCUCAUUCACCUGGAAUAAUGCCUUCUGUUCAAUAUGUUAUAGGGCAGAGCACUUUCAUAAGUAGAAUUUUUUCUGGUUUUUUUUUUUUUUUUUUUGGUCAUAUUAGUAACAUGCAGCUUUUUCCUCUCAUAGGGUUUUCUGUAACAAAUGUAAUUUGCCUCUUAUCUUCAUGAAAAAUAAAUAUUGCUUACAAACAAAGCUA
Molecule: messenger RNA, 4374 nt
Organism: Odocoileus virginianus texanus
Lineage: Eukaryota; Metazoa; Chordata; Mammalia; Artiodactyla; Cervidae
Source: RefSeq, a predicted model, not a curated record